Molecule: messenger RNA, 1689 nt
Organism: Metarhizium album ARSEF 1941
Lineage: Eukaryota; Fungi; Ascomycota; Sordariomycetes; Hypocreales; Clavicipitaceae
Product: calreticulin
Exons: 3
Coding region: 1-1689 (562 amino acids)
Biological process (GO): protein folding
Cellular component (GO): endoplasmic reticulum membrane; endoplasmic reticulum
Molecular function (GO): calcium ion binding
Source: RefSeq, a predicted model, not a curated record
AUGAAGUUCAACGUUGGUGCUGCGGCUGUUUCCGCGGCCAUUCUGGCUGGCACUGCUCACGCCGACAAGGCCGAGGAGUCUCCCGUCGUUCCUGAGCUUCCCACCUUUACUCCCACCACCUUGAAAGCUCCCUUUAUUGAGCAGUUCACCGAUGACUGGGAGAAGCGAUGGAAACCUUCUCACGCAAAGAAGGACAUGAAGGGUUCCGGCAAAGAUGAAGAAUGGGCCUUUGUCGGCGAGUGGGCUGUCGAGGAGCCCUACCAGUACAAGGGCAUGGCUGGCGAUAAAGGCCUCGUCGUCAAGAAUCCUGCUGCCCACCACGCCAUCUCUGCCAAGUUCCCCAAGAAAAUUGACAACAAGGGCAAGACUCUUGUCGUUCAGUACGAAGUUAAGCUUCAAAAAGGCCUCGAGUGCGGUGGGGCGUACAUGAAGUUGCUCCGCGACAACAAAGCCCUCCACCAGGAGGAAUUCAGCAACACGACUCCCUAUGUCAUCAUGUUUGGUCCUGACAAGUGCGGCCACACCAACAAGGUCCACUUCAUCUUCAACCACAAGAAUCCCAAGACUGGCGAGUACGAGGAGAAGCACCUGUCAUCUCCUCCCACCGCCAAGAUCGUCAAGACCACGGAGCUAUACACCCUGAUCGUACACCCCAACAACACCUAUGCCAUCAAACAGAAUGGUGAAGAGGUCAAGUCCGGCUCUCUCCUCGAGGACUUCACUCCCGCCGUUAACCCCCCGGCCGAGAUCGACGAUCCCAAGGACUCCAAACCUGAGACCUGGGUUGACGAGGCCCGUAUUCCUGACCCUAAAGCCAAGAAGCCCGAGGAUUGGGACGAGGACGCUCCCUAUGAGAUUGUUGACGAGGAGGCCACCAUUCCCGAGGACUGGCUAGAGAACGAGCCCACCACCGUCCCCGACCCUGACGCCCAGAAACCAGAGGAUUGGGACGAAGAAGAGGAUGGCGAUUGGAUCGCUCCCACUGUCCCUAACCCCAAGUGUGCCGACGUCUCUGGUUGUGGUCCCUGGACCAAGCCCAUGAAGAACAACCCCGACUAUAAGGGCAAGUGGACUGCCCCCUUCAUCGACAACCCUGCCUACAAGGGACCUUGGGCUCCUCGCAAGAUCAAGAACCCUGCCUUCUUCGAGGACAAGACCCCCUCCAACUUUGAACCCAUGGGCGCUAUUGGUUUCGAGAUUUGGACCAUGCAGAACGAUAUCCUCUUCGACAACAUCUACAUUGGCCACUCCAUUGAGGAUGCGGAGAAGCUCGCUGCUGAGUCCUUCAAACUCAAGCACCCCGUUGAGAAGGCCCUGGCUGAAGCUGACAAGCCCAAGGAGGAUGAUAAGCCCAAGUCUCCUUCUGAUCUCAAGUUCCUCGACCACCCUGUCCACUACGUCAAGGAGAAGCUGGAUCUCUUCCUCACUAUCGCCAAGGACGAUCCUGUUCAGGCUAUCAAAUUUGUUCCCGAGGUUGCCGGCGGCAUUGGCGCCAUUGUCGUUACUCUUGUUGCCAUUGUCGUUGGACUGAUUGGCCUCGGCGGAUCCUCUCCCGCUGUCAAGGACGCUGCCGCGGCUGCCAAGGACGAAGCUAAAGCGGCCAAGGACAAGGUCGCCCAGGCUGUUGCCACUGGUGCCGAGAAGGCCAAGGGUGAGGCCAGCAAGCGAGCCACCCGCAGCCAGUCGUAG